Messenger RNA from Spizellomyces punctatus DAOM BR117, 1104 nucleotides. RefSeq lists its product as uncharacterized. NCBI's taxonomy places the organism in Eukaryota, Fungi, Chytridiomycota, Chytridiomycetes, Spizellomycetales, Spizellomycetaceae. The record is from RefSeq and is a predicted model, not a curated record. Bases 247 to 1002 code for a protein of 251 amino acids. The transcript has a single exon. Gene Ontology annotation, molecular function: zinc ion binding; hydrolase activity.
ACGAACCAUUGGCGUUCCGCCAAUAUGCUCGAGGAUAUUGUCAAGGAUCCUGCAACGGUCAAAGGUGGUUGCGCUCAUCAUCUUGUUCGAGUAGUGGAAUGGGACAAAUGGUGAUCUCGACAGUGUGGGGUCAAAACUCGUCGGAUUUUUUAUAAAGUCGUGGCGUCUCCCCAAAAGUUUGCAGACGUGGGUUGUAAAUGAUUUCCCCCCCAGAGCCCCGUCACGCCAGCCAGUUUUGGGGGCAGAAUGGACACUGCUGACACUCUCCAACCAGCGACGGGUGGUACCAAUUCAUUCCCAUCAGAGGCAAAUGUGAUUGCCCCAGCGAAACGCAAGGUCAAAAUCCCGCCCAUAACGGCUCCUCCCUCCACUCACUCUGAGAUCAACACCUAUGACUGGCGCUAUGACCCCGACAUGUCCUUUGACGACAAUUACAUUGACCUGGCCUGUCUCGUUGCACGAAACAGUCUUUCGCAAAAGGGACAUAUGGGCGCCGUUCUCAUUGAACCUCCCUCCACAUUGAACACAGCGUCCAAUAUCCUUUUGCUAGCAACAAACGUUCCAGUCUAUCCACCACCACCUUCAAAGAAUAUGAAAGCGAGCGCAGAAAUCCACGCCGAGGCCAAUGCAGUCUCAUCGUGCGCUCGACAAGGGAUCAAGACAAGCGGAGCAUGGGCCUACAUAACAUUUCCACCCUGCAAAGAAUGCUUUAUGCUGCUCGUGUACGCAGGGAUCAAACGAAUUGUAUUUAGACGCAAAGUGGUGGCGGAGGGCAUGUGGGAUGUUGCAAAGGCGUGGGGUGUCGAGCUAGUAGAGCGCCGAGAUAUGGAACAAGAUGCCAAUGGAGCUGAAAGGUGUCGAGAAUGGGUUCGGAUGUGGGAGGAGAAGCGUGGCGAGCCAGACGGUAUAGAUGCAGCAGCGGCCAUCCCCUCCAAGCGAAAGAUUGAGAGUGUUGACAAUAGCCAGGUGAUGCCAAUAAAUGUUACAAAUGGUGCAGCCUGAAAAUAUCUUUUUUUGCCGUUCUCCUAAAGAACGUGUGGAAAGAUGUGAAGGCUCUUCAGUUUGGACUAGAAUGGCUAAAACGUCGACAAUACUGUUUACCCC